This is a messenger RNA of Hippoglossus stenolepis (Pacific halibut), 4507 nucleotides long. RefSeq names its product nibrin (gene nbn). Lineage: Eukaryota; Metazoa; Chordata; Actinopteri; Pleuronectiformes; Pleuronectidae. Bases 115 to 2601 code for a protein of 828 amino acids. Gene Ontology annotation, molecular function: protein binding; damaged DNA binding. The record is from RefSeq and is a predicted model, not a curated record. Gene Ontology annotation, biological process: mitotic G2 DNA damage checkpoint signaling; double-strand break repair via homologous recombination; telomere maintenance. The transcript has 17 exons. Gene Ontology annotation, cellular component: nucleus; Mre11 complex.
CGUUUGGCGCGCCCUCCCUGUUGAUAGUUGUGUGGAAGUUGUGGUCGUGAUAAACAUCUUUCCUCUGAACUGCUGCUGUUUUUACCGCAUGAAAAGUCAUCAUCUCGCAGUAAGAUGUGGAUCCUGACUCCGCUGCAGCCUGGAGGCGAGACGCACUAUCUCGUGGCCAGUAAAGAGUACGUGGUCGGGCGCAAGAACUGUGAGAUCCUUCUUGCCAACGACCAGUCCAUCAGCAGGGCUCACGCUCACCUCACUCUGACUGACCAGACCCUGACGUUGAAAGACACCUCCAAGUACGGCACUUCUGUCAACGGCAAGAGUUUGACAGAGAACACGUCAGUUAACCUGAAGUCAGGGGACUAUGUAACAUUUGGGGCUUUUAACAGCAAGUUCAGUGUGGAGCAUCAGAAUCCAGUGGUGUGUUCAUCAUGUUUGGACAGUGAUGGCAAGAGGUCACUCUCUCAGGCCCUGCUGGCUCUGGGUGGAAAGCCGGUCAACACAUGGACUCAGGACUGCACACACCUGGUUAUGCCCACUGUUAAAGUCACCAUCAAGACCAUUUCUGCCGUGCUGUGCUGUUGUCCCAUCGUGACACCAGAGUUCUUCUUGGUGUUCAACAAAGCUGUGCAGCAAAAACUGGCACCGCCUAAAGCCGAGAGCUUCAUCCCUGAGAUCGAUGAGCCCAGUCUCAUUAAAGAGGAAGUUAACCUUGGAGUGAUUCCAGCUCGCAAACAGCUUUUUACCGAGAAGACCUUUGUGUUCCUCAGCGCCAAACAGCUGAAGCGUUUGAGUGGAGCCUUGAGUUUUGGAAAAGGAAAGGUUCGGCUGUUGGAGGAGGGCGAUCUGCCCCGGGACCUGCUGGAGUCUCCACAAAGCUGUGUGGUCGACAUCACAACAGGCAGCUCCCAAACCCUGCUGUCUUCCUCUGCCACAGAGUGGGCAACCUCAGUGAAUAACAUUGUUCAAAGAAAAGGCCUUCGAGUCAUCACAGAGUCUGAGAUCGGAUUGGCUGCCAUCUUUGCUUCCUGUGACAAGUACUGCAAUCCAUCCAGUCUACAGCCAGACGCAGAGUCGACACCAAACGUGAAACCCAGAAUCCCGAGUGCUUCGCUGUCACAGAGCUUGGCGGUGGACGAGACUGUGUUACCGGCUGCCACACAAAAUAUCACAGCAUAUGCAGUGAACACGGAGCCCUUCGAACGGUCGGCUCCAUGUAACGUGACUGGGGUGACGGCAGUAGGAGAAACUCCUGAGAAGAAACCCGAUAGAUCCAAAGUCAUCGCGGAGAGGACGUCCGCUCCGAGCAUCGUGGCUGAAACAAUGAGCUCAUCGCAUAACACUGUUCAAAACACUAACUCACAGAGGAAGAAGCCUGAGUCCAAACCGACAGUUGCAGGGGUUAGUGGCAUCAGGCCCCAACCAUCCACUUCCUGGACCAAUGGUGGCAUGAAGACAUUUCCACAGAAGCCUCAGAAACUAAAAACUCCUGCACAAGUUUCCCCACAGAAACAGUCGAUUCUGACGAGCUUCUUCCAGCCAUCCAAUAAGAAACGGCCUUUGGACGAUGAUUUCUCUGAAGUUAUGUCAGAGCCGAAGCGGCCUGUACAGGCAUCGUCCAUCAGCAGGAUGCCAGCACUGAACACCUCAGUUACGUCCAAAGAAACAUCCUCGCGACUUCCCGCAGCCACAUCUCAGACUCCACUGGGGUCUGGAGCUCAUCUGUUCGCAGGACGGUCGGAGGACAGGGUCUCCCACGCUGCUCAGGAGGAGCCACAGGGUAGAAAGAGGAAGGAGAUGGAAGCAGAGAUACAGAUGGACGAACUGGAGUCUAUUAUGUCUGAAGAUAUGGAUUUCUUCGAUGAGCCACCCUCAAGCAAACAAGGGCAGCACGCACAGCCUAAAUGGCAAAGUUCCACUGGACAGAGACAAGGUUUUAACAUGGAGGAGGCUCCAUCUUCAAGCAAGAAGCAGCGUGUCCAUGCAGAAGACAGUGAGGCCAACAGACGGCCACUGGAAAACAAGUCCGGUUCAAACAAAAACCAGAGCAAACCAUCCGAACAGUUUCCUGUCUCCAUCAAGAAGGAGAAGGUUGAUCCUUCAGAAAACACAACAACUAAUCAUGAGUCCAUUCAAAGUAAAAACGUUCAGCAGGAUGAACCGUCUUACAUUGAGGAUAUUGAACUACUCACAGGAGAAAAUUCUGAGCCCAAAGAAGAGACUAAGACGCCUCUGGAAGCAGUCGUCAUUAAACAAGAGGUGCAAGAGUCCCGGGUUGAUGAAGACCUUCCUAAAAAGCUGGUGUUAGUGGAGUUUCGAUCUCUCACCAUGUCCGCGCCUCCAAAGAUUAAACCAAAGCAGAUGCUCAGCAACGGCUGCGCAAAGAACUUCAAAUGUUUCCGCAAGAGCCAAGUACCAGGUGCCGAGAGCUCGCCGCACAUCAUCGGAGGGUCUGAACUGCUGGUUCACAGCAGGGGCAAGAACUCCGAUCUGGAUGAAUGGCUGAAAGAUGCAGCUGAGGAAGAGCGUCAGAGCAGACGGGACGAGACUGUGGGAGACGACCUCUUCAGGUACAACCCUACCAAGCUAACCAAGAGGAGAUGAAUGAGAAGAUAAUUUUCAAGUGGGAAUUCAUUUCAAAGACACAUGAAGUAUGACCAACUCAAUCAACCCUAUGAGAAAAAAGUCCAGAAAUGACAUAUAUAUGUGUAUUUGAAUCACAAGGUUGGAGUUAAUGCUUCUUAUUUGCUAAACUAAUCUUAAAUGUUUACCAGUGUUUCAAUUUUCGGUUCUAUAUAUUAAUCGACUCGUUACGUUACUGACAGCAAACAAUGUAAGAAAACAGUCUCAUGUUCAGAGAUUUGUUUUUCCAAUUUUUAUUUGUCAAUAAUAAAAAAUAUGGCAUACAAAACAUUAAAAACUCUUCAAUUGUACAAGAGAGCAUAAAAGUCCACAUGCUGAAAGCAGCUUUUCCUUCGUUGUGAAGUUAAGACCUAAUGUGUUCCCUGGUUUUAGCUGAACGAGAAACUUGAGAGGGAUUCAAGUGCUUGAGUGAUCUCUAAUGAGCCGACCCAUCAGGCACUUCUACAGACCGAACUCCUCAGGCGAGAAGCUGUCGAGUUAAACUCCUGUUGGCCUUUCUGCGUAGAUGGUCGAAACACACAUGUCCCUUAAUAUUCACAGCAAGUGCCACGUACAAAUUCAGAGUUGACUAUUGAGUCACCCAGUCUCGUCUGUAGUCCUGGUUUUAAUGCACUGGCUAAAAAUCGUACCACAUCUGUCCUUGUAGCACUUUUCUGGCUUCUGCCCAAAGCAGCUGCUGCUCAGCAGGUGUUUGUGCUUGCAAUGUUAUAUUUAAUAUAUCAAAACAACUUUUCAGAAAUCAGUGAAAAAAGCAUCAAGAAAUAAUACAGCUGAAAUUCAUUAUUUAACACAAGUAACAUUUGCAACUAGUCAACUGCUCUAUGAUUACCGAAACUUAAAUAGUAAGGUGUUAAACCACAUCUUUGUUAAUGGAAAAGAUCAUGUGACUACGUACAUUAUUUACUAAUGUUUCACCACCAACACUGACUCAGACUAAUGUUUUUUAUGAAAGGGGUGAAAGACUAAAUUCCCUACAGGGAUCAAAGUGUCCCAUCACAAUAAACCAACCUUGAGCUGUGCGGCAGCGGCACACAAAAUAUUCUUCAUAUGGCAACACACUUAUAAACAGAGUUUAAGUAAAUGAAAGGAAUCUAAAUGUAGCAGAAAUCAAAGAAACUGAUGUUGCUAAUGUUACUGCUCAUAACCGCUCUAAACUGAUAUUUGGCACUUAAUAAAUCAACCAUAAGUAAAAAGAUAGAUGCUCAGUAAUAAAUAAGGAUAUAAUAAUAAAGUCUUGAUUAGUUUAAAGAUGUAGUUUAGAUAAUACAGGGAUAACUUUAAAUUUAAAAAUAUUUGUGGUUACAAAAAUAAAAAAGUGGGUGCAGAGAUUUGGUUUUCUAAGAUAUAAAAAUGUAUUAUUUGCAUGGUAAGAUUUUCUUUUCUGUAAUUGUUAAGACUCGUCUCUCCAUCUCUAUCAAUAUGUAUUCUCUUAGGAAAAUGAAUUAUAAUGGCUGGAACUGUUUUCACUAUAUUCUAGACAUAAUGUGAACGGCAAUUAUCUUCAAAUGAUCAAUAUAAAGGACCAUACAGGUGUUUCUUGUUUUAUCCUAUUUUCUACAAACUGUAUUUUACUGCACUUGGUUAACUCAUCCUUAAGUUAACGUUUGAAGCACGGCUUAAUUUGUUUCCAUGUAUCAGAAUUGGAGUUGGCUGCCAAAUGCCAGGCAUUCUGAAAAACCUAAUUCAGAAGAAAAACUUAUUAUUAUUAUUAAUGGGAAAAUACUGUGUAUUUAGGUCUCAUGUCCUAUGAAGUUUGCUGUUGCCUGAAGAAAUAUAAAUACUGCAUAAAUGUUCACUGUUCUGUAGGGAGUGGAAUGAUGAGAGUUUCAUACUGCAGGAAAUAAAAAGAAAAGAAAUUGGAAACAUC